UGGAGAAUCCUAUAGAUUUGAGAGCUCAAUACACACACACACACCAUCCUCUAUCUUUUAAUUUAAACAGUCUCUCAGACCUUUCAGAGAAAGCAAAAGCUGAAUGAAAGGGAAAGAGAGAAGUAAAAGUCUAACAAUGGUUUCUAGGGAGCACAAGAAAGCAGCAGCAGCACUGCAUGAGAAGCUGCGACAACUUCGUUCCAUUACUAAUUCUCAUGCUCAUAGAAAAACUUCAAUAAUUAUAGAUGCAUCAAAGUACAUUGAAGACCUUAAACAAAGGGUAGAAAAAUUCAAUCAAGAUAUAGAGGCUUCAGCACAAACUUGCCAUGACCAGAACCCUUUGCCUAUGGUUGCAGUAGAAACCCUAGAAAAGGGUUAUCUAAUUAAAGUAUAUUCAGAUAGAAGUUGCCCUGGAUUGCUUGUGUCUAUAUUGGAAGCAUUUGAAGAACUCUCUCUAAAUGUGCUUGAAGCUAGGGUUUCUUGCAAAGACAGUUUUCAAUUAGCAGCUCUUGGAGGAAAAAAUGAAGAAGUUGGUGAGAGCGUUGAUUCUGAAGUUGUAAAACAAGCCAUGGUGCAGGCUAUUAAGUGCUGGAGUGAAAGUAUCAAUUGAUGAUUAAUUUAUUAAAUCCAAUGUCAAUAUGUC
Tripterygium wilfordii is the source of this 643-nucleotide messenger RNA. RefSeq names its product transcription factor SCREAM2-like. Gene Ontology annotation, molecular function: sequence-specific DNA binding; DNA-binding transcription factor activity. Lineage: Eukaryota; Viridiplantae; Streptophyta; Magnoliopsida; Celastrales; Celastraceae. Gene Ontology annotation, biological process: regulation of DNA-templated transcription. Gene Ontology annotation, cellular component: nucleus. The transcript is spliced from 4 exons. The record is from RefSeq and is a predicted model, not a curated record. Bases 104 to 610 code for a protein of 168 amino acids.